Molecule: messenger RNA, 570 nt
Organism: Plasmodium coatneyi
Lineage: Eukaryota; Apicomplexa; Aconoidasida; Haemosporida; Plasmodiidae
Exons: 2
Coding region: 1-570 (189 amino acids)
Source: RefSeq, a predicted model, not a curated record
AUGAAAACCCUUGUCCUUAACGUUAUCUUUGUAUUGCUCCUAGUGUGGAAGUAUAAUUAUUCCUUCGAUGCAAACACACCUAUGAAGAGCCAAAUGGGUACGCAAAAUAUGUCUCAAGAUUUAUUACCAAAGCAACGAUUUGAAAGGAUAAUGGCAGAAACGCUUGUAGAUCAAACAUAUAAGGAAGAUUUCGCUUUAGGUAGCAAAAUUAAAAAGAACAGUUUAUAUAACACCAAAGUGGAUGAUACCAGUGCAUAUAGUGAUGAAUUGAAAGCACUGUGUACCAAAAUAUCAACCAUAUGGAAAGAAUCAGUUGAAGAUAUGGAAAAGGAGUAUAAUGAAAAAACACAACAAGUUGAAAAAUCAUGGAGGGAAAAUAUAUGGAAUAACAAAUGGGCCAAAUACUUAGAACAUGUACAUAACACCAUUCAAAAGAAACUGAACGAUUUGGGUAAUACUCCACAUGAUACGGAAGUUAAUAUAGCAUUUAUGCUGUCCUACGUUGUUAAAGUCUUUGAAAUGUUUAUAGAGGAGGUUAUUGAAGAUGCGAAGACGCUAGGUAAAAUGUAA